This is a messenger RNA of Oikopleura dioica, 345 nucleotides long. Lineage: Eukaryota; Metazoa; Chordata; Appendicularia; Copelata; Oikopleuridae. The record is from the annotation of a GenBank genome assembly.
AUGGCACCACCAAGCAGAAUUCAGUUGUUUUCCGAACGACACUUUGGAGGCAACGGACAGAGCUUCACGGAUAACUUCGCUGCCCUUGGAUAUCGCCGUUUGUGCCCGAAAUCCGCCAUCGUCGAAAAUGGAGCGUGGACUUUAUACAGUAACUUGGGUUUUCAAGGGCGGUAUCUCACCCUUCCUGCCGGAAAAUACGACGACCUUACCAUGAUUCUCAACGGCAUUGGAUUCUACGAAACUCAAAGUUUGCGAGUGGUUGAGAAUCCAGCAGUCGCCCAAGAUGGACCAUGCGAUGCUUUUGCAAGCAUGUCAUUAAGCGCAAGUGAAGCGAUGGAGACAUAG